UGCUGUACUUCAUUGUUUCAUGCUUUAAAUGUUAUAUUUUUUUGUAGUGUGUUAUUGUUAUUAUGACACAAGAUUAAGUUAGAACGAAGUUGUCAAUAAAAAAAUCGUCACAAAAAGUCACCUUCCAAGUAUUUAUUUUAUAUAAUUAGAAAGCAACUCAACAUAAUUGGCAUCCCUGGAAAUUUUGGAAAAGAGCAUGCAGUCUUUGAAAACAGAAAGAAAGAUUGUCAAGGACGCUGCAAGAAAACAUUUCCAAGAGAUUGAGAAGGUAGGACAGGAUGAUAAGGAGAAAAUAAGUGAACUACUGCAACAAGUUUUAGUCAAAGCAGAAAAGGUAUUUUCCCUAGACAACAAUAUAAAAGAAUUGCUUUGUAACGAAGAACCCAGCGACGAAGAUUUUAGUGAAGAAAUCACAGAGGAAAUGAAUUUUUGCACUGAGGUAACCAAGUAUACAAACAAAUGCAAUUUUUUACUGAAAAAAAAUAAAGAAGCAGAAGCGGAGGUUAAAAACGAAAAAAGAAAAGCUCCAAAGAAUUUUAACCUACCAAAAUUAGAAAUAAAAAAGUUUGACGGAAAUGUCAAACAUUGGAUAAAUUUUUGGGGUCAAUUUCGCAAGAUAGAUGAAAAUUCAGAUUUGCCCGAUGAAGACAAAUUCCAGUACCUUAUCCAAUCCACCGAAGAAAACUCGCCAGCCCGUAAUUUGGUAGAAAGCUUCCCACCCUCAGCAAACAAUUACGAAAUUGCCGUUGACCAACUCAAAACUAGAUUUGCAAGGGACGAGGUUUUAAUUCAGGUUUAUGUGAGAGAGCUUUUAAGCCUCGUUUUAAGUCAACAUAUUUCACCGGAAAAAUCAGGGUCUACUGAAGUUCCUAAAAGCCGAGGUGGAAGCAGACGAGCGAAUAAAACUUGCACAAAACAGUUUUUCUUUGGAAAAAGGAGUAAAAAUGGGUCAGGAUAGGUGUUCUGUAGAAGUGUUGCAUGUGAAAAAUACUGAGACUAAAGGUAAGCUCAAUUUUUCUUGCAUAUUUUGCGAUUCAAACUCUCAUAACAGUCAGGAUUGCAUAAGAGCACAAAAAAUGACGUUAGAACAAAAAAAGACAACUGUAGCAAAGAAAAGAGGUUGUUUUUCAUGUCUGAAACCCAAUCACAGUUUUAGAACUUGCAAAUCUAUAGUCAAAUGUGUAAAAUGUACACGAAAACAUCAUGCUCUUAUGUGUCCCGAUCUGCAUGAGAAAGAGAAAGGAAAGAAGGACGCAAAUAGGCAGGAGAGAAUUGAGCAAACAAUGACAACUGUCAAUUCAGAAACUUUGCUGCAAACAAUAAUUGUAAAAAUUAUUUCUGAUAAUAAUAGAUCAAGAACAGUAAGGGCUCUGCUAGAUUCUGGCUCACAGCGUUCAUAUAUAACAACAAAAUGCGCUGAAGAGUUAGGACUUUUUAAAAUCGGAGAGGAAAAUAUUGUUCAGGGCAUGUUUGGUGGAUUACAAAGCGAUCCAAAAAUUCAUCGCGUAUUCAAAGCAAAUAUUCAAAAUUUAGAACAAACUUUUAGCGUUGGUAUGUCUUUGCUUGAACAGGAUAAAAUAUGUAAUUAUAUACCAAAGCUAAAUGAUAUCAAUAUUAUUGAAGACUUAAAAUUAAAAAAUAUACUUGUGAAUGAUGUUGCUUCUAACGAUUUCGAAGUAAACUUAUUAAUGGGAGCAGAUAUUUUUGGAAAAAUUCUUACAGGAAAUA
Messenger RNA from Harmonia axyridis, 1728 nucleotides. RefSeq lists its product as uncharacterized. The transcript has 2 exons. The coding region runs from base 197 to 958 and encodes 253 amino acids. The record is from RefSeq and is a predicted model, not a curated record. Lineage: Eukaryota; Metazoa; Arthropoda; Insecta; Coleoptera; Coccinellidae.